Brassicogethes aeneus is the source of this 498-nucleotide messenger RNA. The record is from the annotation of a GenBank genome assembly. NCBI's taxonomy places the organism in Eukaryota, Metazoa, Arthropoda, Insecta, Coleoptera, Nitidulidae.
GUUAAGAAAUAGACAGUCCAAUUAAUGUUGACACAAAAGUAUGUUUUUGAUAUUAGUUUUAAUCAUCAGUGUUAGUUUUUUUAAUUGUAAGGAAAUGUAUAAUACAAAGUAUGAUCAUUUAGAUGUUAAUUUAAUUAUAAAAAAUGAUCGUUUGCUAAAAAACUACGUGGAUUGUAUUCUGGAAAAAGGGAAGUGUACACCAGUGGGACAGGAAAUAAAAAAUAAAAUACCGGAUGCCCUUGAAGACGGUUGUGCAAAAUGUAGCGAGACCCAAAUACUGGCUUUCAAAAAAAUUAUACAACAUUUGUUAAAAAAUCGGCCAAACUGGUUAGAAGAUCUUUUAAAGAAAUUUGAUCCAUCCGGACAAUAUAAAAAGAGAUAUAAAUUAUUUUUUUCCAUUGUUAAUUAGGUAUAAUUAUCUUUACUAUUGUUAUGUAACUCUUAAUGUAACUUUUAAAGGUUAUUAAUAAUUUACUACUAAUAUAAGCCAUCAUCUUU